UCAAAAUCUGGAGGAGGUAGCGCCUUUGUAUAUCCAAGUACACUCGAUCCAUUCCCUCCAAAUUUUCAAAAGAGAGAAUCACCUCUUGUUUUCAAAAGCAAGAAAGGAGCGAAAGCGAGAGAUCAGAGUCAGGAUGGAAGGAGCAGAGAAGAUGGAGAGCAAAGACAAACCUCUAAAAUCACAAGUCGCCGUUCGAUGUGCCAAAGCUGCCAUUCUUCUCUCCUUGCUCAAAUCGUUCCCAAAUCGCCACUUUACAACUUCAAUCGACGACCAGAGAGAGGAGAAGGAGAUGAUGAUGAGAGAGAUCGGCGAUCUGAAGAUGGAAUUGGCGAGGGAGCGAUUGAAGAGUAAGAGGAUCAAACUCUGUGGCUUGAUGGAAGUGAUUCUUCAGGUCAUGGCUGUGCUUUCUAUUUCAACUUUCCUUUUAGUGAUUGUGCUCAUGCAAGGUUGAAUUUGAUGGUAGCAUCUUAUUUCGCUUUUAGUAGUAGAGAUUUGGGUCACUUCUUUGAUUUAACUCUCUGGUCACUACGCCAACGGUUGUCAGUUCAAUUGGCUAAUUGCAAUUGCUUCCUUUGGGACCAGUUUCAACAAUGUCAUGUAUGAAAUGAUUGCCUCUCUGAAAAUGGUGAGCUUAUAUUUAUGGCUACAGUUUGCUUGUUGAAAUAGACAAACCAAUGUAAUUGUACCAAGCAACCUAAGUGCUAAAUUCAUAUCCAAA
Molecule: messenger RNA, 718 nt
Organism: Populus nigra (black poplar)
Lineage: Eukaryota; Viridiplantae; Streptophyta; Magnoliopsida; Malpighiales; Salicaceae
Exons: 2
Coding region: 134-451 (105 amino acids)
Source: RefSeq, a predicted model, not a curated record